AUGGAGAGGCAAGACAACCUGUGUGAAAAGGACAGCGAAGCGGUGAGGCGAGGCGGCGAGUGGCCUCAUUGGCGGCCGAGAGUCAGCCCCGCCCACCACCCCACGAGGGUCCGCCCCGCCCACCACCCCACGAGAGUCCGCCACGCCCACCACCCCACGAGGGUCCGCCACGCCCACCACCCCACGAGAGUCUGCCACGCCUACCACCCCACGAGGGUCCGCCCCGCCCACCACCCCACGAGGGUCCGCCCCGCCCACCACCCCACGAGGGUCCGCCCCGCCCACCACCCCACGAGGGUCCGCCCCGCCCACCACCCCACGAGGGUACGCCCCGCCCACCACCCCACGAGGGUCCGCCCCGCCCACCACCCCACGAGAGUCCGCCCCGCCCACCACCCCACGAGGGUCCGCCCCGCCCACCACCCCACGAGAGUCCGCCCCGCCCACCACCCCACGAGGGUCCGCCCGCCCCACCCCGAGUCGCCACCACCCCACGAGGGUCCGCCCCGCCCACCACCCCACGAGGGUCCGCCCCGCCCACCACCCCACGAGGGUCCGCCCCGCCCACCACCCCACGAGGGUCCGCCCCGCCCACCACCCCACGAGAGUCCGCCCCGCCCACCACCCCACGAGAGUCCGCCCCGCCCACCACCCCACGAGAGUCCGCCCCGCCCACCACCCCACGAGAGUCCGCCCCGCCCACCACCCCACGAGAGUCCGCCCCGCCACCACCCCACGAGAGUCCGCCCCGCCCACCACCCCACGAGAGUCCGCCCCGCCCACCACCCCACGAGAGUCCGCCCCGCCCACCACCCCACGAGGGAGGAAGUUCAGUUAUAG
Messenger RNA from Penaeus chinensis, 840 nucleotides. RefSeq names its product early nodulin-75-like. NCBI's taxonomy places the organism in Eukaryota, Metazoa, Arthropoda, Malacostraca, Decapoda, Penaeidae. The record is from RefSeq and is a predicted model, not a curated record. The transcript has 2 exons. The coding region runs from base 1 to 840 and encodes 279 amino acids.